Molecule: messenger RNA, 3021 nt
Organism: Plasmodium berghei ANKA
Lineage: Eukaryota; Apicomplexa; Aconoidasida; Haemosporida; Plasmodiidae
Product: palmitoyltransferase DHHC4, putative
Exons: 5
Coding region: 1-3021 (1006 amino acids)
Biological process (GO): peptidyl-L-cysteine S-palmitoylation; protein targeting to membrane
Cellular component (GO): endoplasmic reticulum; Golgi apparatus
Molecular function (GO): protein-cysteine S-palmitoyltransferase activity
Source: RefSeq, a predicted model, not a curated record
AUGAAAAUAUUUAAAAGCAAUAAAUCGUUAGAAAGAGUUAAUUUUGACAAGAUAAAUAAUGUGCAAAUAUAUGGCGAGAAUAAUAUUCACUGCAAUGGGCUCUUUAUAUCAGGGCCCUCAUUUCUUGCUGUUACAUCAUCGUUCCUUAUGAUGGUAAUCCCAGUUGCAAUAUUUCACGCCUUUACUUCACCGUGGCUUUUUAAAAAAGAUAUUUACCUUGUUACAGUUUUCAACCUAUUAUUUUUUGUCUUGACAAUAUAUACUUUUUUUAAAACGAGUUUUAUGGAUCCUGGUAUAAUACCAAGACAAAAUUCAGUUUUGAGUUUAUACGACGCAAUCAUCGACCAACGAAGAGGGGCACAACCUCCAAAGCAAAAAGAAGUUUUAAUUAAUGGCGUUUUUUACAAACUCAAAUAUUGUUAUACGUGCAAUAUAUAUAGGGGUAUAAGAACCGUUCAUUGUUCUAUUUGUGAUAAUUGCGUAGAAAAAUUUGACCAUCACUGCCCUUGGGUUGGGAAUUGUAUUGGUGCAAGAAAUUAUAAAUAUUUUAUUUAUUUUAUUUUUAAUUUGUAUAUUUUGAUAUGCAUAACAUUAGGAGCAAGUAUUUACAAAUUAACAAUAUGUAUGACUAUCUUAUCAAAUAAGGGGUAUAACAGUGAAAAAAUUUUUAUUCAUAUAUGGAGUUUGGCAACUGAUAGUAUAAUAUUAAUAAUAUAUACAGUUUUGACAUUAUGGUUUGUUAUUGGAUUAUUAUGCUAUCAUAUAUAUACGAUAGUAACUAAUCAAACAACUUAUGAACAAAUAAAAACUUUUUACCAAAAUGAUAAUCCAUUUAAUAUUGGCGUUUUAAAUAAUAUAAAAGAAAUAUUAUUUACGAAAGUUAGACCCUCAUACAUAAAUUUUGAAAAUCCAAAAUUACAAGUUAUUGAUCAAUAUUCUUCUCACAAUAUUAUUACUUAUAGUGAUAAAUGUAUAUCCAUAGAUCAAGGAAUUGCAAAUAUUUCGCUUCAGGUUUCUAUUGGUGAUAAAGAAUGUAAUAUUAUAAAAGAUGACAUAUUUGAUGAUAAUAUUCAUGAUGAAAUCGAAAUGAAAACAGAUAGCCAACUUUUAAAAAAACAUGAUGAUAAAUUUAUUGAGAAAAAUAAAAAUAUAACAAGUAAAAACGCAUUUUUAUCAACUGAAAGGAAAAGUUUAAAAGGAGGUAAUGAAUAUAAUUCACUUAAUUCUCUUGGUAUAAAUGCUGAAAGCAAAUCAAAUAAUUUUAAAAAUAAAAGAACAUCAAAAAAAAAAACUGAGAAUGUAAAUACUCCAAAAAUUAACAUUAUAUCUAAUAGAGAAAUUGGAAAAUCUGUACGUUCAAAAGAUUACAAAAAUAAAAUAAUAACUAAAAUUUCUAAAAUUAAAUUGAUAAAAACUAAAAAAAAAAAUUUUUCAGAAGAAUUAAAUAAUGAUAUUGAAAUUAAUAAUUAUCAAGAUAAAUGCAUCAUCGAUGUAAAUAAUAAUUUGGGGUCGUUGUAUAUUAGAAAUGAUAUAUCAUCAGGAAGUAAAACAAACAAUGUAGUAUUUAGUGGCAUGGACAAUGAAUUGGAUGAAACCUACUAUUAUUCUUCUCGGGCUAACAAUUUAGCAGAUAUAAAUAAAAAAAAACAAAAUAAAAAAUAUUAUAUCAUUUCAAUUAAUUGGGAAAAAAAUAAUACAACCACAAAAGGCGUUGAAAAUGAUACAGAUUAUUAUAAUGAUAAUAACAAUAAUGAUAUAUAUAAUAUGAAUAUACACAAGGAAAAAAUGAUAAAAACGAAUAAAAUACAUGAAAAUAUCCAUGAAUCAAAAUAUAAGCAUUAUAAUAAUAUAACUCGUGUAAGGAAAAAAGUAGAAUAUAAACUUUUAUUUAAAAAAAAAAUCCCUUUUAUUUUAAAGCAUAAAAAUAAAAUACAAACAUUCUAUAUGAUAAGCGACCCGAAAACAGAGAAUAAAUAUAUUCAUCCACAUUCUACUGAAAAUAUUGAGCAUGAAAAUCCUAGCGAAAUAUUAUGCAUUGAUAAUAUAUCCAUAGCGGAUAAUGAAAAAGAAUUUAAAAAAAUUAAUUAUUUAAAAAAAAAAAGUUCUCAUAAAAUACAUCAAAGCAACUAUAGUGAAGCAAAUACUAACAAAUUAAAAAAUGUUUUUAGUGAUAAAUAUAGCAGUUUCGAUUUUUUAAAUGAUAUAAAUUGUAAUAAAUAUGAUGAUACCAACAUAAUCGAUUACAAUGCCAAUCGUGAAAGCUUAGGAAAACUCGAAAACAAAGAAAGUAAUAAAAAACUGAACCGAAAAAGGAAGGAAGAAAGUAUUAUAGGUAUACGAAAAAAUGUUGUAUUAUGUAUUUAUAAUUACAAUACUAAAGGAAAUAGUGGGGAACUUCCUAAUAAAGAAAAAAAAAUUACUAAUUUAGAGAAAAAAAAUAAUUUGGAAUGCAAAAUUGUUAUCUAUAAUAUUCGAGAUAAAAAAGAAAAAUUAAUUACUUUAUUAAAAUAUAAAAGAAAAGGGGGAAAAAAACAUGAUUCGAAAAUAUCACUAGCAUAUCUUUCCCAAAUAAAUAAUAUGGAUCUUGAUGAUUUCAGUCAAAUUUACAAAAGGAGAUAUACCAAAAUAUACCAGUGGAAAUGUAAAAAAAUACAACAAAAGAUUAUAAGGAGAAAAAAAAUUAAACUUUUGUCAAGGUCAUCACAUAAAAAUAUAUACACAUAUUAUAAUAACAAUAAAUGCCUUUUAGCGAAUCUCAACAAUUUAAGUGAUUUUCAAAUAAAUAAUAAUGAAUUGAUUAAAAGGUAUUACCAGCAUAAUAAUUUAUAUUCAACUGCAAUUAAACACAAUCAGCUUGAUAAUGUAAAAUUAUACAGUUAUUUAACACAUAUGAAAAAUGCUCAAAAUCGAUUAGAUAUAAAAAAAAAAAGUAAAGCUUCAAGAUUUUUCGACUUAUUUACAGCAUUUGCCCUAAUAAUUAAUUGUAUAAAUAUACCAUCUAAUAAUGAUAACGAAUAUUGA